Messenger RNA from Magnolia sinica, 779 nucleotides. Its product is annotated as abscisic acid and environmental stress-inducible protein TAS14-like. Gene Ontology annotation, biological process: response to water. The record is from RefSeq and is a predicted model, not a curated record. The transcript is spliced from 3 exons. The coding region runs from base 46 to 612 and encodes 188 amino acids. NCBI's taxonomy places the organism in Eukaryota, Viridiplantae, Streptophyta, Magnoliopsida, Magnoliales, Magnoliaceae.
AAAUAUUCCUCGAAGUUGAUUUUCAACCGUUGGAUACAGUUAAAAAUGGCAGAGAGGCGUGAUGAGUAUGGAAACCCGGUUCAGCAUGUCGGUCGACCUGGGACAAACCCGGUUAACCAAAGUGGCACCAUAGGUGAAUAUGGGACAAACCCGGUUCACCAAACUGGCACCAUAGGUGAAUAUGGGACAAACCCGAUUCACCAAACUCGCACCACAGGUGUUGGUGGCGAACAAGGCCAGCUCCAGCGUUCAGGCAGCUCCAGCUCUUCCUCGGAGGAUGAUGAACAAGGUGGGCGUAGGAAGAAGAAGGGUUUGAAGGAGAAGCUGACAGGUGGGCGCAAGGCGACAAAUGUCAGUCAUCCAGGGUAUGAGGGUGUACAGGUGGGCCACGAGCAAGAGAAGAAGGGUAUAUUUGGUGGGCACAAGGCGACGGAUGUCAGUCAUCCAGGGUAUGAGGGUGUACAGGUGGGCCACGAGCAAGAGAAGAAGGGUAUAUUCGGUGGACACAAGACGACAGAUGUCAGUCAUCCAGGGUCUGAGGGUGUACAGGUGGGCCGCGAGCCAGAGAAGAAGGGUAUGAUGGAGAAGAUCAAGGAGAAGCUGCACCAGUAGAACCUGUGCUUGCUAUAUACGUCAAUCCGUGUGGACCUAGAUAUCUAUGUGUCUUAUAUUGCUAAAAUACGCAUGGAGUGUUUACGUUGUUUCUUGUUUGUAAUAAGCCGCGCGUGUUUCCUUCUAUCUUAUUAUGUGGUAAGUAAACUUUUUAUUGUGUGAUAUAA